AUGGCCCUGACGGCGACGGGAACAUGCAAGGGCAGCUUUCUUACCAGGACAAGCGGUGAAAGGAAAAAAGGGACCACGAUCCUGGCCUCUUUUCCCGUCGACGAAAAGGACGGUACAUCGCCAGCUAUUGUGCUCCGUACGGACAGGAUAGCUGCCUCUUCGAUACAUUUACAACAGAGCCGAGCUAUUGGCAGCUCUGUCGACGUGUCCGUUUCCGCUGUUGACGCUUGGCCGUGGCCUAUACUAUGGAUAUUCGAGGAGGCAGUGACGUCUCAACGGCCUGUCUUUCGUUAUUCCUUUUGCUGA
Messenger RNA from Microsporum canis CBS 113480, 306 nucleotides. RefSeq lists its product as uncharacterized. Lineage: Eukaryota; Fungi; Ascomycota; Eurotiomycetes; Onygenales; Arthrodermataceae. The record is from RefSeq and is a predicted model, not a curated record. The transcript has a single exon. The coding region runs from base 1 to 306 and encodes 101 amino acids.